Molecule: messenger RNA, 927 nt
Organism: Adineta steineri
Lineage: Eukaryota; Metazoa; Rotifera; Eurotatoria; Adinetida; Adinetidae
Source: the annotation of a GenBank genome assembly
AUGAAAAAAGUUAAUCUGUAACAAAUUCAAACAAAAAAGAAUAAAUAUCAACAAUUUGCAAUUACUGUUGCUGGAGGAAAUGAAGAUGAAGAUGAAUUAAAUCAACUCUAUUUGCCUCAAGGGAUUUGUAUUGAUAAUGAUAAAUCAAUGUAUAUUACUGAUUCUGGCAAUCAUCGUAUUGUUAAAUGGAAAUUGAAUUCAAAUACUGCUGAAAUCAUUGCAGGUGGAAAUGGAAAAGGAAAUCAAAACAAUCAAUUGAAUUAUCCAAUAGAUUUAAUUUUUGAUAAAGAAAAUAAUUCUUUAGUUAUUUCUGAUCUCGGAAACAGUCGAGUAAUUCGGUGUUUUGAUCAAAAUCAAACAAAUCAACAAAUUAUUAUUUCAAAUACUGAUUGUUGGGGUCUGGCAAUAGAUAAAAAUGGAUUUAUUUAUGCUUCUGAUUGUGAGAAUAAUGAAGUAAGACGAUGGAAACAAGGAGAUAUAAAAGGUGAAUUAGUUGCAGGUGGAAACGGUGAGGGGAAUCAUCUUAAUCAACUCGAUUCUCCUACUUAUAUUUUUAUUGAUGAAGAUUUUUCUCUUUAUAUAGCAGAUCGGAGAAACCAUCGUGUAAUGAAAUGGAAAAAAGAUGCAAAAGAAGGAAUUAUUGUUGCUGGUGGAAAUAAUAAAGGAAAUAGUCUCAGACAAUUGAGUGGUCCUGAUGGAGUGAUUGUUGAUGAUUUGGGUCAAAUCUAUGUGGCAGAUUGGGGGAAUGAUCGAGUAAUGCGUUGGUGUAAAGGAGAUAAAGAAGGUGAAAUUAUUGUAGGUAAAAAUGGAAGAGGAAAUCAAUCAAAUCAAUUGCAUUAUCCCGCAGGUUUAUCAUUUGACAAUGAAGAAAAUAUUUAUGUUGCUGAUUGUUACAACCAUCGAAUCCAAAAAUUUGAAAAAAUUUGA